Trypanosoma rangeli is the source of this 810-nucleotide messenger RNA. RefSeq lists its product as uncharacterized. The record is from RefSeq and is a predicted model, not a curated record. Lineage: Eukaryota; Euglenozoa; Kinetoplastea; Trypanosomatida; Trypanosomatidae. Bases 1 to 810 code for a protein of 269 amino acids. The transcript has a single exon.
AUGGCUGACGUGACGUCGAACACCAAGUCGCAAGGCGGCGUUGCACCCAUGCAAGGCUCCUACCCGGUGGCCUCGCGGCGGCAUAAAAAGUACCACCACUGUGACUGCUACGGGCACCCGCUGGGGCUUCCUAACUACAAGCUGCUCGCGCAGCCCCGCACGAACAACUACUACCACGCGACAGGCGGCUGUCCUUGCAUCCCGCGGGCGGUGGCUCACCCGGGGAGCUGGCGCCUCAAGUCAGCGCAGCUGCGCUCGGCAACCUCAGUGCAUCCCGUGAACUGCACCAAAAAACGUUUCGGACCUACGUGCUGCGUGCACACGGGGCAGACCUACGGCUGGAAGCCGGGUCCGCACAUCGUCCUGGCGAAGAACACGGCCGCCUCUGGUCUUUGCGACACCUUCGGCAACAUGGCCUUUAAGCGCAGAAUGGAGGCGCGUGACAAGGACAGUGACGUGAGCAGCGUCUGUCCGCAGAAGCUGGAGGACCUGGAGGCCCUCAUCCUCGAGGAGCACGAGGCACGCCGCAAUGUGGAGAAGGACGUGGAUGAGCUGAAGGAUAUUCAGCUGAACGGCACACAGGACGACUACAAGCUGGACUACCGGAAUGAGAAGCUGCGGAAGGAGGCGGCGGCGGCGUCAGAGGCGCAGCUCCACGACCUUUUGCGUGAGGUCCGCGGUAUUGUUAAGCGGCCGCUCAACCAGACCAACAUGGGCAUCCUCCGCCGCGUGGUGGAGCGCCAGGAACGCCUGAUGCAGCAGCGCGCACUAAAGGCGAGCGAGGACUACCCUCAAAUUGUGUAUCCGUAG